AUGUCAGGUCUCAUAUACAGGAAAAUCUCAAACUUAGCAGGAUUCUCAUUAUGUAAUAUUUUUGCAUAUGUUAUAUAUGUUUCAUCAAUUAAACAUAAGGGAAAUAAAAAUUUAGUUACAAUUAUAGGAUCAGAUAAUGAUAAAGAUAUAAUUAAAAUCAAUAUUUUUUUUAGUGAUAAAGAUAAAGAAUUUUUAGAGUCACUUACAUUUGGAGCAAUUGUAAAAGUUCAAAGAUUAAAGAUAACAAAAAUCGAAAAAGAAAAGAAUAGCAGUGUUGGUAAAGGUGAUUUAGACGAUCAUGAUAGAGGUUUUAAUAUAGUUUCAAUAGCAACCCAUUGUGAUAUAAAACGUGGAGAUCUACCAACUUCAACAAUCGAACAUUUCACUUGGGAUGAAGGAGAGAAGAAAAUCUGUUUGGAUAUGAGAGAGAAAUGGAAAAAUUAUAGUUCUGUUUGGGCUGAACAUUUAAAGAGUAGUUCUUAUGGUAUAAGAAAUCAUUCUGUUGUACAAUCACUACCACAACAACAAACAAACAAUACAUCUGGUGCAACAACAACAACAACAACAACAGGAAAAGUUAAAUUCACAUUUACAAGUAUUGAAAAUUUAAAACCAAAUACAUUUGUUAGUUUAGUAGCAAAGGUUUUAGAGAAAACAUUUACAGUUGGUAAUGGGGGUAAACGAGCAACAAUAAAAUUAUGGGAUGGUACAGGUCAAGAUGUAAUUUGGGUUAAUGAUCAACCUACUUUGGGUAAUACUAUCUUUGUAAAUACAUGGGAACAAAAUUUAAUCAAUGAUAUCGAUGGUUUAGAACAAGAUUCAUGGGUUUCAAUAACUGGUGCAAAAGUAUCAAUAUACAAAGAUAUCUUAGAGAUUAAAUUAUAUAAAAAUUCAAAGAUCUUUCGUUUGGAUGAUAAUAGUCAAUUGGUUCAAACAAUUUUAAAAAAUUAUAGAAUAAAAUGUGAUAUUGAUACAAAUGAUAAUGAUAAAGUUAAUAAUGAAGAUGCUGAUGCUGAUGCUGAUGGUAGUGAUGAAAAAAAUAGAAAAAGAAUGAAAACUGAUGGUAGUGGUGGAAAUGAAGGGGAGGAAGAAGAAGAAGAAGAAUAUGAUCCAAUUUAUCGUGAUAUUAAAGUAACUGAAACUCAUUAUCCUCAUAUAACAACCACCACAAUUGCAGAUGUUUUAUCAAAAAAUCAAAAAGUACCAAAUAAAUUUAAAUUAAAUGUAUCAUUUUCUCAACAUAUUCCAUUGAAUGUUCAAGAUUUCUCAAGAAUUCAUUGUAGAGUUUGUCAACAUGCAGCAGAUUACUAUGAUAGUUCAAAUACAAAUAGAGAUCAAGAGUUAAUUUCAUGUUCUGCAUGUGGUUCAAGCCAAACUGAUUAUAUCUUUUUAUUUAAAUUUAUUUUAAAAGAUUCAACUGGUGAAAUUCCAAUAAUAUUUGCAAAUCAUGCAAAUUACUUUUUAAAUAUGAUACCAUGUAGUUUAUAUAAUAAUACAGAUGCGUUAUCUUCAAUUGAAUCAAAGUUAAAAAUAUUAAAGAAGCCAAAUCUUACAUUUGAUAUUUGUAUAAUGUCAUAUUAUGAAUCUGGAAAAGAAAGAUUACCAGAAAACGUCAAAUAUCAAGCAUUCGAUACAAAAUUAACAAUUUAA
This is a messenger RNA of Dictyostelium discoideum AX4, 1650 nucleotides long. RefSeq lists its product as hypothetical. Gene Ontology annotation, molecular function: single-stranded telomeric DNA binding. The record is from RefSeq and is a predicted model, not a curated record. The transcript has 3 exons. Gene Ontology annotation, biological process: telomere maintenance. The coding region runs from base 1 to 1650 and encodes 549 amino acids. NCBI's taxonomy places the organism in Eukaryota, Evosea, Eumycetozoa, Dictyosteliales, Dictyosteliaceae.